Messenger RNA from Hemisphaericaspora subhashii, 2631 nucleotides. RefSeq lists its product as uncharacterized. Bases 1 to 2631 code for a protein of 876 amino acids. Gene Ontology annotation, molecular function: single-stranded DNA binding; damaged DNA binding. Gene Ontology annotation, cellular component: nucleotide-excision repair factor 2 complex; nucleus; cytoplasm. Gene Ontology annotation, biological process: mismatch repair; nucleotide-excision repair. The record is from RefSeq and is a predicted model, not a curated record. Lineage: Eukaryota; Fungi; Ascomycota; Pichiomycetes; Serinales; Debaryomycetaceae. The transcript has a single exon.
AUGAGCCAACAAGGAACAUGUCAAAUCUUAUUUCAAAUGAGCAAUAAUUCUAGAAUUGAAUAUAAACAAUUAUUGAAAGUGGCCAGAAACGAUUCCAAUGAAAGCAAUAAGCCAAGGAAGAAAAGAAGGACUACAAGACCUGCAACCAAUACGUUUGAAAAUCAAAACACAAUUGAACUAGCAAGCAACCCUGAAUCAAGUUCAAACCCCACCGAGAUAAUUAACCUAACUAGCAGCUCCAACUCAGAUGAAUCAGAUGAAUUUGAGGAUGUUAGUUUGAUACCCAAUUUGACUCAAGCAAUCGGACAACACUCAAUCGAGCAAGACUCCGACGAGUCGGAAGAAUUUGAAGACGUGGAUCUUAAUAAUGACGCGUUCAACAUUGGCUUAUCUACAAACGCUACUAUUUCCAACCGUGAUGAGGUCUUGACCAUCCCAAUUCAACCAAAUUUGGAAGUUACUCAAAAAAAGAAAAGAACUAUAGUGAGUAUUGAAGAACGGACUCGACGAUUACAAAUCCAUCGCCUGUAUAUUCUUUUCAUGGCAACGCAUGGAGCGAUCCGUAACUCUUGGUGCAACAAUAAGUCACUCGCAAGUGCUCUAGCAGAAAUAUAUUUGGAUGACUCCAUUAGGAAACUAAUUAAAGGUGGUGAUAGUGAGAAAGAUUCCAAUUCAGUCCGUUCAAGAAAGUUGCUCGAUGGGCUACACAAACUAAUGAAUCGAUAUAACCUGAAGUUUCGGAUCACAUCGCAAGGAUUGAUACGCAAGAAUUGGAAUGAACUUUCCAAACGUCAAAACAGAACCGAGACUGUAAGUGCUGGUCAAUUCAGAAAACUAAUCAUUAAUUUUCGAGGUAAUAGAGACAUAGCAGUUCAGGGCUUCGUAAGUCUAUUAAGAGGACUAGGAUUGAAUGCGAGAUUAGUAUUUUCUUUACAACCUCCUGAUUUUACAGACUUGUCAGUAAAUUCUGGACCGGAUAUUGCAGAAGCUACAGAAUGUAAAAGUCUUCCUAAUUCAAUUUCAAAUAGCCGAGACGAAUUUUUGUCUCAAUCCAAGAAACAGAAACAAGCAAAUGGCAUGACAUUUACCGAGUCACGCUUUCCAGUUUUCUGGACUGAAGUUUGGGAUAAACAUUUAAGAAAGUGGGUCAGUAUAGAUCCCAUAGUUAUGAAAUCCAUUGAGGUUUGUCCCAAGAGAAGGAAAUCACAGUUUGAACCACCAUCUUCAGAUAAUAGGAACCAGAUAACUUACGUUCUUGCAUUUGACAAGGCUGGUCGGGUUAGAGAUGUCACUCGAAGGUAUAGUUUGUCAUAUAAUGCAAAUACAGUAAGAAAACGUAUAGAGUCAAGAUCAGAAGAAGACGCCCACUGGUAUCGAAAGGUUUUAAAGGCUUGCAGCAAGAGAAAUUCUCGUUGCUCAACAGAUAUAUUCGAGUUAAAGGAAUUCCACGAUCGUGAUUUGGCAGAGGGAAUGCCCAAUAACCUACAAGCAUUCAAGAAUCACCCACUUUAUGCCUUGGAAUCGCAAAUUCGUCAGAAUGAGGUAAUAUAUCCCAAAGACAAUACCACUAAAUGUGGGACCUUUCGCUCGCGGACGGCAACAAAGGUAAUACCAGUAUAUAAAAGAUCAAGUGUUCAUCAUGUGCGAUCUGCAAAAGCUUGGUAUUUGAGAGGACGAGUAUUGAAAAUCGGAGCACAACCAUUGAAAAUCAAGGAGGCUGCAGAUCCUUCGGAUAAUAUUAGGUUAUAUGCUGAAUUUCAAACAAAAUUGUAUAUUCCAAAGCCAGUAGAGAACGGCAUCGUGCCGAAAAAUGAGUUUGGAAAUGUUGAUGUUUAUACUGCAACCAUGCUUCCAGACAAUGGUGCUUUGAUACGAAUAGGCCCCAAUUGUCCAAUGAAGCUCCUACAGACAGCUGCUAGGAUAUUAGGAAUUGAUUAUGCUAAAGCUAUAGUGGCAUUCGAUUUUGGCGCAAAGCUGAAAAGAAGGAGAACCAAUGCAACUGCAAGAGAAGGUGGUAUUGUUAUUGCUGAAGAAUACAAGGAAGCUAUGGAUAUAACUGUUGAGCAUCUUAUAGAAGACGAGUUAGAUCAGAAACGACAAUUUAUGGAAAUCAGUGCUCUAAACAAUUGGAAAUAUUUUUUAACUAAACUUCGAGUUCAAGCACGUGUAAAUAGAGAACACGGAGUAAUAUCGGACGCGGAAAGUCCAGUAGCAGAAUCUGAUAAUGAAUCCAGUGACGAUGAUCAAGGUGGAUUUAUUUUGACUGAUGUUGAAGACAACCAACCAAUUUCCUACUUGCAAAAUGAAGAGGAUUCAGAUGAUUCGAGCGAGUUUGAAGGUGGUGGGUUUUUAACUUCUGAUAAGGAUGAGGUACAAAAAGUUGCCAAGAAAAUGGGUGAGAAAAUUGUUUGUAACAAUGCCCAACAAGAAGCUAGAUCAUUGCCCGGAAUCGGGGAGCCGAAUGAUACACCGCCAGACGUGUCUGGAAUACAUGAAAAAGAUUCAAGUAAGCAGAAUAAUAUUCACGAACUUUUAAGCGAACAACCGGAAACCAGCUCCCAGGAACUUCAAGAAACAUUUAUUCCAUCUGAUAACUAUGAUUCUAGCUUAGAUUUUGAAUAUAGUGAUUAA